UAGUAGAUAACCGCUGGUAGGACGCGACACACUGUGCGCACGUUUUUGUCGGCGAUAUAAUUUUGACAACUUACUCACGACUUGCCGACCUCGUGAUAUUCCAAUACGAUCCUCGGCGAUUUAUUAUCGACAGACGUGUAAUCGUCGACCGCUAUUGUUUCGUCAGUCAACCUAGUUGCAGCACAACAUCAACGUGAUUCCGGCCGUAAAACCUUUCGCAUAUCUGUUUGGAAAACGAAUAGCGUUUGUUGUUUUUCGUUAUUUUCGCAUUUGGUCUCACCGCCAACUUUUAAGCACCUCGAUCAGCCCAGCGCUUACAAUGGUAUUACAGUACACAAGCACUGCCGUUGACCCACCUGUAACAUUGCUAAGAGGUGUAGACAGCUAUGAAAAUGAUGAACUGAUUGAAAAUAUGUUACCCGAAGAUGUGUGGUUUCAUGUGGAUAGCCUCUCAUCAGCACAUGUGUAUCUGAGGUUAAAAGAGGGACAAACAAUUGAUGAUAUACCUAAACCAUUGUUAGAAGAUGCAUGCCAAUUAGUUAAAGCAAACAGUAUUCAAGGAUGCAAAUUAGCUGAAGUUAAGGUAGUCUACACAAUGUGGUCAAAUCUUAAAAAGUUACCAGGCAUGAAACCUGGAGAAGUGUCGUUUCUGAAUCCUAGUAGUGUGAUAAAGGUUAAUGUGAAAAAAGAGAAGACCAUUGUUAAUAGAUUACAAAAGACCGAAAAAAGUAUAGUAAUUGAUUACGAGAGUGCAAGAGCUGACAGGGAACGAAGAGAAAUUGAGAAGAAGAAAGCAGCAAGAAAAAUUAAUUUAGAAAACAAAAAAGAAGAAGAGCGAAGGAAUCGCGAAGCUGCCGAACUAAAGUCUUACUCAUCUCUAAUGAAAACGGAAAAUAUGACAGCCAACACUGAUUACUCCGGCUAUGAUUCAGAUAGUUUUAUGUGAACAUAAAAAAAAAUUA
Myzus persicae (green peach aphid) is the source of this 962-nucleotide messenger RNA. Its product is annotated as coiled-coil domain-containing protein 25. The record is from RefSeq and is a predicted model, not a curated record. NCBI's taxonomy places the organism in Eukaryota, Metazoa, Arthropoda, Insecta, Hemiptera, Aphididae. Bases 320 to 946 code for a protein of 208 amino acids. The transcript is spliced from 6 exons.